This is a messenger RNA of Xenopus tropicalis (tropical clawed frog), 1266 nucleotides long. RefSeq names its product intelectin 1 (gene itln1). The record is from RefSeq and is a predicted model, not a curated record. The transcript is spliced from 7 exons. Bases 81 to 1112 code for a protein of 343 amino acids. Lineage: Eukaryota; Metazoa; Chordata; Amphibia; Anura; Pipidae. Gene Ontology annotation, cellular component: extracellular region.
CAGGUUUGAGAAAGCAGUCCUUUAUAAGGUGCCUACACACUGUACGACUGAACAUCUCCAGAAAAAGGGCAGCCUCUGAAAUGGGCAAGAUGUUGGUAUAUAGCCUGUUGGUUUUUGCCCUUGGAUUUUCAGCAGGGCAUGCUGGUUCAUGUGAACAAGCUUCAAUUUCUGAAAAGAAGGAAAAAAUUUUGAACCUUCUGGCAUGCUGGACAGAGGAUAAGACAGACAACAGCAGGUCCCGUUUCAGUGGCUCUCCAACUGGUGAUAUGAGCUAUGGAUACAGGAGCUGCAAUGAAAUCAAGAGCUCAGACCCAUCAGCUCCUGACGGCAUAUACACACUGGCAACUGAGCAUGGCGAGUCCUAUCAAACCUUCUGUGAUAUGACAACUAAUGGGGGUGGAUGGACCUUGGUGGCCAGUGUCCAUGAGAACAACAUGUUUGGAAAAUGCACUGUAGGUGAUCGCUGGUCCACACAGCAGGGGAAUACUUUACAAAAUCCAGAAGGCGAUGGAAACUGGGCAAACUAUGCCACAUUUGGGCUACCUGAAGGAGCUACAAGUGAUGACUAUAAGAAUCCUGGCUAUUAUGACAUCAAGGCUAAAAAUCUGGCUUUGUGGCAUGUGCCCAACAACACUCCAAUGUUUAACUGGAGGAACUCAUCAAUUCUGAGAUAUCGCACACAAAAUAGCUUUUUUACUGAGGAGGGAGAAAAUUUGUUUGAACUGUACAAGAAAUAUCCAGUAAAGUAUGAUAUUGGUAAAUGUCUAGCAGACAAUGGACCCGCUGUGCCUGUAGUCUAUGACCUUGGAAGUGCAGAGAAGACUGCAUCUCUCUACUCACCAAAUGGAAGAAAUGAGUUUACAGCGGGCUUUGUCCAGUUCCGAGUUGUCAACACUGAGAAGGCUGCACUUGCUCUUUGUCCAGGGGUGAAGGUGAAGGGCUGCAAUGCAGAACAUGUAAGUAUACACAUACAGGUUUUUACAGGGGGCAAAAUUGAUAUCAGGCAAUUAAAAAUCAAACUGACCAAUUUCCAUUUUUCAGCACUGCAUUGGAGGAGGUGGUUACUUCCCCGAAGGAAGCCCCAGACAGUGUGGAGACUUUUCAGCCUUUGAUUGGGAUGGCUAUGGGACACACGCAGGAUGGAGUGCAAGCAAAGAGAUUACCGAGGCAGCUGUGCUGCUCUUAUACCGUUAACGUGAUGCAAAAUGCUUUUCCAUUCUGUCAGAUGUUUGUAAAAUUACAAAAAUAAAAGAACUAUGAACUAUU